AGCCAGUAGGCGGGGUCCUACUUAAGCCCCCGGAUGACGUCAGCUCCGCAGUGCUCGGCUUGUUGAUGCUGCAUCACCACUCAGGCUGACAUUGAGCUGAGCUGAAGAGUUCGUGAAAUGCAUCAUGGCAGCUGCAUCAUGUCUGGAUCCAGACCUGGUGCGAGAGGUGCUGGAGUGCCCCAUCUGCCUCGAAACCUACAAUCAGGACCAGCUCCGUCCCAAACUGCUCCAGUGUGGCCACUCUGUGUGCCGGCAGUGCCUGGAGAAGCUCCUGGCGAGCACCAUUAACGGCGUGCGAUGCCCGUUUUGCAGCAAGGUGUCCCGCAUGAGCAGCAUCUCCCAGCUGGCUGACAAUCUCACGGUGCUGAAGAUCAUCGACUGCGCGAGCUCGUGCGGCUCAGCAGCCGGCCUCAUGUGCAAGUCCUGCAAGAACCGGCUUCCGCGUCAGUACUGCUGCGACUGCUCCGUGGUGCUGUGUGAUGCCUGCAAGGUGGAAGGUCAUCAGCAUCAAGGGCACACUGUGCAGACCAUCCGCACUGCCGCCGAACAGCGCCGGAAAGACCUCGGUGGAAGGUUGACGAGUCUUCGAGAUACCAUGGCUAAUAUUCAGAAGAAGAAAGCGGCUAUUGAUAGCGUUUCAAAAUCCCUGCGUCUGAAAUACAAAGCGGUGCAGCAGGAGUAUGCCAGGGCUGAGCUACAGCUUCAAGAAGAGCUCGGGCGAUCGCGCCGCGCCUUUGCGGCAUCCCUUGCAGAGGUAGAGAAGCUCAAUUCUCAGAUUCUUGAAGAGCAAACGUAUCUCCUGAACAUCGCCGAGGUCCAGGUUGUGUCUAGGUGUGACUACUUGACCAUGAGGAUUAAGCAAACAGACACUGCUCUUCUGGAAGAGGCAGGUGGUAACGACGAAGAAGAGCUGGAUGUAAAAAGCAAUCUACCUGUACUCCUAAAGCUGCAAGAACCCGAGCUGGUCAAAACAGAGAACCCGCAGUCAUUAGACAUGGGACAGCUGACGACCAAGCAGUGCACCGUUAACACGGAUGAAGAGGAUGGUCAGGAGUUAGCCGCCGCCGCUGCCGCCGCCGCUGCUGUCACCACCACCACUGCCCCUGUAGAUUUGUAUCGUGACGUCGAUAUGACGAGCACUGUAGAGGAAGCAGUGUGUGCCUCACCAGGCAGCUUCAAAUCCAAAUCCGUGGAUGGGGGCGGACCUGCGACAGAGGGAGCAUCUGGAGGUCAGUUAUGUCAGUUUGUAAAGAAGAUGGGGUGCAAAGGGAACCUCCCGGGCAUGUUUAACCUGCCGGUGAGCAUCUGCGUAACUCCUCAUGGGGAUGUUCUGGUGGCGGACCGAGGCAACUAUCGAAUUCAGAUCUUCAACCGUAAGGGCUUCCAGCGCGAGAUCCGCCGCAACCCGAGCAGCAUCGACAACUUCGUCUUGAGCUUCCUAGGCGCCGACCUUCCCAAUCUCAUCCCUCUGUCCAUCGCGAUCACCCCUCAGGGACUCAUCGGCGUCACGGAUAACUACGAUAACUCUGUCAAGGUUUACACGACAGAUGGGCACUGCAUCGCAUGCCACAAGAACCAGUUGAUCAAGCCAUGGGGGAUAGCUGCCAUGCCUUCUGGGCAGUUUGUGGUCUCUGAUGUGGAAGGAGGAAAGCUCUGGUGCUUGGCGGUGGAUCGAAACGUCGGGGUUGUGAACUACAACAGGUUGUGCUCAGCCGUCAGGCCUAAGUUUGUGACUUGUGACUCUUCAGGGACGGUCUACUUCACGCAAGGAUUAGGUCUGAACAUCGAGAACAGGCAUAACGAGCACCAUCUGGAAGGAGGGUUCUCCAUCGGGUCGGUCGGGACUGACGGCCAGCUCGGGAAACAGCUCAGCCACUUCUUCUCUGAAACCGAAGAUUUCCGAUGCAUCACGGGAAUGUGCGUGGACGCCAAUGGGGACCUGCUGGUGACGGAUAGCGGCCGUAAGGAAAUCCUGCAGUUCCCCAAAGAAGGUGGUUAUAACAUUCUGAUUCAGGAGGGAUUGACAUGUCCCGUCGGAGUGGCAGUGACACACAAAGGACAGCUUCUGGUUUUAGAUUGCUGGGACCACUGUGUCAAGGUGUACACCUAUUUACAGAGGCGGCGCUCGUCGACUUGUUAAGACCGCACAGCUUUAUUUGAAUUGUCACUUUAACUCGAGGGCUGCGUUAUCUCAGCAAACAAAUUUCAUUGGUAGGGUUGAAAGAAGUGCAGACAGUCUUUCACUACUGCCAGCGAGAGAUUGAAAAAAAUGGCCCUGCUUUUACCAUUGUGGCUGCUUUUUUUUUUUUUUUCAGAAACACGGCACAACAGACGGCAAUAAAUUGACCAGUGUUGUCUUUUGAGUGGGGUGAUUGAUUUUGCGAAAUCAGUAAUGUGUACAAAAAUUUUGACAUCUUGUGCUGUGUUAGCAUCAAGAGGAAGGACUGUCAGGUUAAGGUCAAGAGCUAAGCAAAAUGGACGUAUUUUAUCUGGAUGCAUAAAUAUGUUUAUCCAGCAAUUAAUGAUUCCUGCUUGUGUCUUUUUCCAUCAACUGAUAAUUCUUCAAUGUCAAAGUGCCCUCUCGUAUCACAGAACAUGUGCGUAGUUUCAUCAUACAGCAUAAAAUAUCGGAAUACAGUGUAACUACAUCUAUUAAUCUUGGUAUAAAAUGAUUACGAUGAUGCAAUUAAUGACUUCAUCAGUGUAAAUGUUUUUGUAGCUGAAUACAAGUUUGUUGUAGUUACCAAAGGAUUCCAAGAUCAGGAUUUCUGUAAGCAUGUGAUCACUGCAAUAGCUUGUAAAUUCACCACAGAAAAUCAGACCUGCCAGCCUUUAGGAAUUUUGCGUAGAUGCUCCACAUCUUACGUUAAAAAAACGUAAAAAAAAAAAAAAAAAAACGCAACAGAUAAAGGCAGCAGAUGAGCCAAUCGACAUAUGAAUCUGGAACUGUGUAUUUGUUUUAGACCCUUCGAUAUUAGCUAACACCCCUUCUGGAAGCCCCACCCCUUCCCCAUUUCACGUUAGUCAAGUUUUUCCUCAGUGCUCUUGUCUUGUAAGAUGUAGCCUUGGUUUGUAUCACAGUAAAUGUGCAGUGCUUUGAGUUAAUUAAUGUGAAAUAAAAUCUAUCAAUGUACGUUCGAUGUAGCGAACAAUAGACAAGUAUGUAGUUAACGUUGGUGGAAAAUGUUGGUCAAAAAAAUACAGUGUUAGUCAAAUACAACACUUUUUCAACUGAAAGAGAAUAAUGCGAAAAUGUUUACCAAGGAAAAAAGAUAGAAUAGGUAAAAUAGGUCUACAAUAGAAUUACAAAACAAAUUGAAUGGUGAUAAUUAGAAAGUAAUUUAAAAACACUGAUGUCCUGCGUGAGUCAGCGCAGAUGCGUUCAAACGGCGUAGUCAAGCCCACGGUGGUAGAAACUGUGCGUAUAUUCCUGGUUAUACUGUAACCAACAGGUGUUUAGAGGGGAAAAAAGCUGCCACUCAUCUGUUUUCAUUAAAGAAAAGUUUACACGCACACUUUCUUACUAAUCGAAAAACAGUGUUACGUACAGCAAAUACUAAGAAAGUGCCCACGUUAACGACCCUUCACGAGACUACACAUUAUUCCUUGUCGGGUUUGGCAGGUCUGGAAAAUGAAAGCAGGACAAUAUAAAUCGCCGUAUACAAUCCUACAGCAUUCAAGUGUCCUUGUUUUGACUUACAACUUGUUUACGAGCUGGAAUUAUUAGGAAUUGAGUCUUAAUCAAAAUGAUCAGAGUAUAUGUAAUUAUAUGCACUUGUCAGUUUAUUUUGUACUGUAUGGAUUUGAGACGGGAAUUCUAUUGCAAGUAGACACAUCACCCGACCCCGCGUGUAGCUUUUGUAAUGAUUUAACACAGAAAUCAAGAUCUUUAAAUAAAACUGGGGUAUCCGGAGAAAACGUAGCCAUGCGUCAACCAACAAUCUGGAGUGAGUUUGAUCGUUUAGUUUCAGUUAAGUUCUGCAACGUGACACGUUGAAGUUUGGCAUGUCCCGAUUAAAUAAAUUUAACAUCGUAAAAUAAGUCUAAUUUUGUUAUAAUAGUUAGGAAAUUAUCCAAAUAUUGGUAUUCAGAAUAAAAGAGGAAAUACCAGCCAUAAAGCGUGUCGUUUAAACAAGUAAAAGUAAAUAUAUAUCUAGACAGUUCUGCCCACUGUGGUUUUUUUAUUUAUUGAGUAUUUAUUUAUUUUUUAACACUUUAAUAAAAUUCACGUCUGGUAAACAUGGUGGAAUGUUACAUUUGGUCAAAGUAGCACUUAGAAAGCACUUAACUGGACAAAUUUUAUCUCCGGAACUCAAAUUCUACUCAAAAAUCCCUCCUGAAGGCAGUGCAGAGGGUAAUUAGAGUAUUUUAAUAAUACAUGUUUACAAUACGUCAAAAUCGGGACAUGCUGACUUUAAAUCGAGUCACGUUCAAGAGCAGCAUUUAGCCUAGAAUUAACAAAGUGACUUGAAAUGUCCAACUCCAUUAAGUAAUCGUCCGGCCCAUAUCUUUAAAAAAAAAUAAAAAUUCUUAUUAAAAAACAGGGUGCUGUAAUCACACAUCUCAGUCCUUGACACUACAACAUGACAGUGUUCUUGCAUAGACGUUGUGAAGUAAAUCUCUCCAAUUCUUUGUUUGUGUUUGUUCAUGAUCACUUGUGUGCAAUAAAUUCAUUAAUAAAUUA
Pangasianodon hypophthalmus (striped catfish) is the source of this 4684-nucleotide messenger RNA. RefSeq names its product E3 ubiquitin-protein ligase TRIM32. The record is from RefSeq and is a predicted model, not a curated record. NCBI's taxonomy places the organism in Eukaryota, Metazoa, Chordata, Actinopteri, Siluriformes, Pangasiidae. Gene Ontology annotation, molecular function: protein binding; zinc ion binding.